CAAAACAAAAUUUAAACUAGUAAUAACGCUAAUUGAUAGCCGGCAUCCCCUAAUUUGCCAGCUACAAAAAAAAACUAACUUUCUCUCCCAAAUCUCCCUUCCCUCCUCCAACUAAUUUCUUAACUUUUUUUUAGGAGUCUCUUUAAAACCCUUUCAUUUUGAAGACUAAGUCAUACAUACAUACAUACUCAUCAUCUUCUUCACUCUUAUUUCUCUCUAACUUCCUUUCUCGUCCCCAACUAUUUUGGUGGAAUUUUCUUUUUUUCCUCUAAUGGCAAAACUUUCACAGCAAAUCAAGAACAACAAUUCUACAAGUAACAACACUAGUACUGCUGUUACUGUUACUACUACAGCAACAAAAGUGAAAAGAAAAAGAAAAAGUGUUCCUAGAGAUUGUCCUCCUCAGAGAAGUUCCAUCUAUCGUGGUGUUACUAGGCAUAGAUGGACUGGUAGAUAUGAAGCACAUCUCUGGGACAAGAAUUCUUGGAAUGAAUCUCAGAAUAAGAAAGGAAGACAAGUCUAUCUUGGUGCUUAUGAUGGUGAAGAGGCAGCUGCACAUGCAUAUGACUUAGCUGCAUUGAAGUAUUGGGGAAGAGAAACCAUCCUUAAUUUCCCUCUGGCAACAUAUGAAGAAGAGAUAAAAGAAAUGGAGGGGCAAUCCAAAGAAGAAUAUAUUGGAUCCUUAAGAAGGAGAAGCAGUGGAUUUUCAAGAGGAGUCUCUAAGUACAGAGGUGUUGCAAGGCAUCAUCAUAAUGGGAGAUGGGAAGCUCGAAUUGGGAGAGUAUUUGGCAACAAAUACUUGUACCUUGGAACAUAUGCAACCCAAGAAGAAGCAGCUACUGCAUACGACAUGGCAGCAAUAGAAUACCGUGGACUUAAUGCUGUUACAAACUUUGAUCUUAGCCGCUACAUCAAAUGGUUAAGACCCAAUAACAACAAGUCUUCAGUCACUAACACAGAUACUAAACCAGUAGUAGUUCAUCCUAGUACUCAUGAUGAUUUGAUGAACUCAUCGACCCAACACAGCCCAAGUGAAGUUGCUGCAGUUUAUCAGCCUCGGCAGAAUGGUGCAAGUUCAGCUAAGUCAUCAUCGGCAUUGGGACUAUUACUUCAGUCGUCGAAGUUUAAGGAAAUGCUUGAGAGGACUUCAUCGGAGGAGUCGACAGAAGAAUGUCCAUUGACACCAGCGGAAUCUGACCCACCCAAAUGCAGUUUCCCUGAUGAUAUCCAGACUUUCUUUGAGUGUCAAGAUUCCGGCAGUUAUGUUGAGGGUGAAGAUAACAUUUUUGGUGAUCUCAACUCUUCUUCGUUUUCGCCAAUAUUUGAUUGCGAGUUGGGUGCAUAAGGGUGGUCAGUCGACGUGCAAAGACAUUAUCUUUCUUCUUUUUUUUUUUACCUUUAGCUUAUCUUUGAUCAAGUCCUCUAAUUAGUUAAAAAGAACUUAGGGAGUUGUUAGUUCUCUAAUCUGUUUUUUCCAUUUUUGAUGUAGAUGUAGAAAAGACUAGAAAUUCAUUGCAGGUACUUAAAGGGUUUUUCUUUUUUGUGUAGUCCUAUUAUUUAUAGGAUUUUGGAUGACAUAUAAGCCUUUGAAUUCCAGUGGAAUAAUUAUAUAAACUUCUGAAAU
Molecule: messenger RNA, 1624 nt
Organism: Papaver somniferum (opium poppy)
Lineage: Eukaryota; Viridiplantae; Streptophyta; Magnoliopsida; Ranunculales; Papaveraceae
Product: AP2-like ethylene-responsive transcription factor At1g16060
Exons: 8
Coding region: 272-1345 (357 amino acids)
Biological process (GO): regulation of DNA-templated transcription
Molecular function (GO): DNA-binding transcription factor activity; DNA binding
Source: RefSeq, a predicted model, not a curated record